This is a messenger RNA of Merops nubicus (carmine bee-eater), 459 nucleotides long. It is a transcript of the gene CARHSP1, whose product is annotated as calcium regulated heat stable protein 1, 24kDa. The record is from RefSeq and is a predicted model, not a curated record. The coding region runs from base 1 to 459 and encodes 152 amino acids. Gene Ontology annotation, molecular function: mRNA 3'-UTR binding. Gene Ontology annotation, cellular component: cytoplasm. The transcript has 3 exons. Gene Ontology annotation, biological process: regulation of mRNA stability. NCBI's taxonomy places the organism in Eukaryota, Metazoa, Chordata, Aves, Coraciiformes, Meropidae.
AUGUCUUCGGAGCCCCCUUCUGCCGCCGCGCAGCAGUGCCACAGCUCCCCGCCCUCGCCCGGCUCGCUCCACCUGCCCGAGACCCGCAGGGCGAGGGAUCGCUCCCCGUCGCCCAUGAGAGGGUACCUCAUCCCCAGCCCCCUGCCCACCCGCCGCACCAGGACCUUCUCGGCAACUGUGAGAGCAUCAGAGGGUCCCAUCUACAAAGGGGUCUGCAAGUGCUUCUGCCGCUCCAAAGGCCACGGCUUCAUCACCCCUGCAGAUGGAGGGCCUGACAUCUUCGUGCACAUCUCUGACAUCGAAGGCGAGUACGUCCCUGUGGCGGGCGAUGAGGUCACCUACAAGAUGUGCACCAUCCCCCCGAAGAACGAGAAGCUGCAGGCAGUGGAGGUGGUGAUCACCCACCUCGCCCCUGGCACCAAGCACGAGACCUGGUCGGGGCACGUCAUCAGCUCCUGA